UCUUUCUUUUUGCUUUAAUACAUGUAUUUCAUGUUUAAAUUUAAAAUACAUUAAUAUUAAUUGUUUUAAAUAAAACAUGAAAAAAGACCGAACAAAGUUACUUAAUGCUAGUACAUCAUACAAUGAAUUUUUUGUGAAACCUUAUGGAUUUUGUUGUGAUAUCAAAAAUUAUGAUCCAAAAUUAAGUGCAUCGAGAAAAAGAUCUAUGCCACUUUUUCCUUCAAGCGGAGGAUCUGAUGGAGGACCUGAUAUUAAAAUUCGUAUCCAAGAGCAUGACGAUAAUCUAAAUUUCAGUCAACGAAGUACUCAAAGAAAUAUUCGAGACCGAAUUAGUCUUCGAGGUAAAUAUCGAGGUGACAGACAACUUGUUGACAGACGUCUACGUCGAGGAAUUGAAUUUGAACCUUUGGCUGACUUAAUCACAUCUAGACGACUUAGAGGUCCUCUUCAAUGGUACUUAGAAGAUGAAAUAGCAGCAGCUCGAGAAAUUAUGAUGACUAAAAAGCAAGAAAUAUAUAAUGCAGAAAUGAAAAAGAAUAUUAAAAUAGCUAAGCAAAAAGAAAAAAGAAGACGACGGAGAAAGAAAAAAAUAUCAAGCAAGAAAAAAGAUAAAGAAGAUAUAAAUGAAGAUGAAACGAAAAAUACAAUGUAA
Messenger RNA from Apis dorsata (giant honeybee), 652 nucleotides. RefSeq lists its product as uncharacterized. NCBI's taxonomy places the organism in Eukaryota, Metazoa, Arthropoda, Insecta, Hymenoptera, Apidae. The record is from RefSeq and is a predicted model, not a curated record. Bases 77 to 652 code for a protein of 191 amino acids. The transcript has 2 exons.